CUGCUUUUGCCCCGCCGUACAAACCUCUGCCUUCUCCAGCCCUUGCGCAGAAUCGUCCAAGGCCCAGAGCUGUGAAGCCAGUACAGGAGCCACUUCUUGAAUAUCUGGGUAAGACUCUGGCUCAGGCUCACCUUUUCACCAUGGCUUCGGAGACAGCGGCGACAAGAAAAUGCAUGGGGGACGACUGCGACAACGAUGCCGGCAGCCUUCAAUGUCCCACGUGCCUCAAGCUGGGGAUGAAGGAAAGCUACUUUUGUUCUCAGGAUUGCUUCAAAAGGAAUUGGAGCACCCACAAAUUGUUGCAUAAAUCACAGAGUAAUUUCCUCCAUAAUUUCAUUGCUCCAAAAGUUGUCUCUGAACCCGAUCCAGACACUGGCCUGUACAACCCAUUCCCGACUUUCCCGUUCACCGGCCCCCUACGACCCGUCUACCCGCUAUCAGAGCGCCGCAAAGUACCGAAAUCAAUACAACACCCUGAUUACGCGCAUGAUGGUAUAGCGAGGAGCGAGAGAGCAUAUGGUGUGAGGAACAAGAUUGAGAUUCUGGACAAGAAAGGACAAGAUGGCAUGAGAAAGGUUUGCAGGCUGGCAAGAGAAGUCCUAGAUAUCGCGGCGGCCGCUAUCAAACCUGGUGUCACUACGGACUACAUCGACGAGAUUGUGCACAAGGCCUGUUUAGAAAGAGAUUCUUACCCCUCGCCCCUCAACUACUUCCAUUUCCCUAAAUCCGUCUGUACGUCUUUGAACGAGAUCAUUUGCCACGGCAUUCCAGAUCAACGACCAUUAGUGGAUGGUGAUAUCCUGAACAUCGAUGUCACACUAUACCAUGGCGGCUACCACGGCGAUCUAAACGAGACAUACUAUGUUGGUGAAAAGGCAAAAAAUGACCCGGACUCCGUACGGGUGGUUGAAACUGCUCGAGAAUGUCUGGAUGAGGCCAUCAAGUUGGUAAAACCAGGCGCGCUCUUCAGAAACUAUGGCAAUGUGAUAGAAAAGCAUGCCAAGUCAAGAGGCUGUAGUGUCAUCAAGUCCUACUGUGGCCAUGGCAUCAAUAGUUUGUUCCAUUGUGCACCGAACAUCCCACAUUAUGCCAAGAACAAGACUGUAGGAGAGGCAAAGGAGGGAAUGUGCUUUACUAUUGAGCCUAUGGUUGCCCUAGGCACACAUAAAGAUAAGACUUGGCCUGAUGAGUGGACAAGUGCUACACUGGAUGGGAAGAGGACUGCGCAGUUUGAACACACCCUUCUAGUCACAGCUGAUGGCGUAGAAGUUCUUACAGCACGAACGCCAAACUCCCCUGGUGGCCCAGUACCUAUGCCAGUGGUGGCAGUAGACGGCGAGAAGAAAGAGGAGACAUCGCAAUGACAGUAGACACAACGGCGCAUGAUCUUUAAAAUACCUUAGCGGCAUCAAAAUAGAUAGACAUGCAUAUCAGGCUUAAC
Molecule: messenger RNA, 1441 nt
Organism: Amorphotheca resinae ATCC 22711
Lineage: Eukaryota; Fungi; Ascomycota; Leotiomycetes; Helotiales; Amorphothecaceae
Exons: 4
Coding region: 141-1364 (407 amino acids)
Biological process (GO): proteolysis
Molecular function (GO): metalloaminopeptidase activity
Source: RefSeq, a predicted model, not a curated record